CACUACGUCGGCAGAGGGACCGGGAUGGUCGCCGUCCACCGAUCGACAAACUUCUCCUCCCACACGCUGAUCUCCGUGUCUACGAAGGAGGACGUCGAGAACCUGAUGGAGUACGACCGAGGCACGCUGAAUCAUCGGCUCGCCUCCAGCUCAUCCUCUUCCCAAGGGGGAAUCGGAUAGUACGAUAAACAUAAUGGCUGCGAAGAACUCCCUCCGCCAUGUGGCCAUCGCCAAAAGCUCCAUCACGGCUGCCAAGAACUCCCUCCGCCUUUUCCCGUCGACGUGUAAAUCGAAAUUCCCCAACCCAUUUCCUUCUCUUUGCAGCAGGGAUUUGAACUUGUUAAACUUUGGGCUUUUAACGGCGUUGACGGAAAACAGAAGAGGAAUGGGCGACCGGGAGAUAGAAUGGAUCAAAUCUCCGCCGUCUCUCACCGUCAAUCGCAGCAGGGGCUUCAUUGGAUCGGUAGAUCUUCGUAAGGUAUGACUCCUCCGCUUUCAAUGCUGAAGCGAUCCUCUGCAACAAACAAAAAGACAUAGUGAAUUGGGAUCCAUAAUACUGACCCGGAACGCCAUCUCCAAACAUAUCACAAAUAUCCCAAAACCCCCAUAGCAAGAACCCCAACCUAGGCUUUCAUCAUAGGCAGGCGACGAAAGAGGAAUCGACGCUGCAGAUCGGGACGGAAUGGACCAGGUUUUUGGUUAAAGAGGAAGCGUGGUGGGAGGAUUCUACGUCGGAAUCCAAAGCCGACAUCCUUUCCUCAACCAGCUUUCUUCCCGCCACCGAUGCUUCAGGAGAGAUCUCAAGCAUCUUCCUAGACAAUAGGAACCUCUGUUGCAUUUGCAAUUUGUUCCUCCUGAUAAUUAAUUUUUUGUAAUUUA
Messenger RNA from Linum trigynum, 879 nucleotides. The record is from the annotation of a GenBank genome assembly. NCBI's taxonomy places the organism in Eukaryota, Viridiplantae, Streptophyta, Magnoliopsida, Malpighiales, Linaceae.